AUGCUCUAUUACAGUGGCCAUACUCGACGCAUAGGCGAUGUCGACGAAGGCUCCACCGUCACCGACUUUCUUCCUGCAGAGCGAGCUCGAGGAAUUACCAUUCAGUCCGCCGCAAUCACAUUUGAAUGGCCCCCUUCACUCGUGGGGGAGCCUUCCAAGCAGGCGGAGCCCACUCAUGCCAGUCUCACUACUCAGCCUCGUUCUCGCCUCUCGCACAACAUAAAUUUAAUUGACACUCCCGGGCAUGCCGAUUUCACCUUUGAAGUCCGACGCUCCUUGAGGAUUUUGGACGGCGCCGUUUGCAUCCUCGACGGUGUGGCUGGAGUCGAAGCACAGACCGAGCAGGUAUGGAGUCAGGCUGGUGAGUGGAAAAUUCCCCGGAUAGCCUAUGUCAACAAACUUGAUCGCGAUGGCGCUGCAUUCGGACGCACCGUCCGUGAAAUUGGCUCUCGGUUGGGUGGCUGGCCGGCCGUCUGUAAGAUCCCAUGGUUUGAGGGUGGGAAAGGCCGCUUCAUGGGUGUUGGAGAUGUCAUCAACCUGGAAGGACUGAUGUACGAACACGGUGGCGAUGGGAAAGAGAUUCAACGGUAUCCUCUUUCCCGCCUGGAGCAAGAGCACCCGUAUCUCGCACAAGAACUGCGUCGAGCGAGAGCGGCGCUCGUUGAGCUCCUCGGUGAGCACGACGAUGAACUUGUGGAAGCUUUCUUCGAGGCAGAAGAGGAUCAUCUCAACAUCACGCCCGCCCAAAUCCUGGACAGUCUCCGGCGUUGUCUGCUGGCGGACAACAGCAUGAUCAUUCCUGUUUUUGCUGGCGCAAGUUUCCGGAAUAUUGGGGUCCAGCCACUCUUGGAUGCUGUCAACAAUUUGUUACCGAGUCCAGACGAAAGACCGGAUCCAGAGAUUAGUGUGGGAUCUAACUCAGGAGGACUAUCGCAGUUGAUCCGAGGCGAAUUCAACCUCAGCACGGUCGUAAACACAAAGAAGAAAGGGUCAGUGCCGGCGAUCCUGGCCGUUGGAAAUACUCUGCAAGGCUGUGCUCUGGCGUUCAAAGUGGUCAACGAUCCGCGCAAAGGUGUCCUCGUCUAUAUUCGAGUCUAUUCGGGGUCGAUAGACCGUAAUGCUCUCUUAUAUAACACCAACCUGCAGAACUCUGAGCGGGCAACGACUCUACUACGGAUGUACGCGUCGGAAUCCGUCCCCAUACAAUCACUCCAUGCCGGCGAAAUUGGAGUUAUUGCAGGCUCCAAAUUCGCUCGAACAGGGGAUACGUUGAUAUCAUACACCGGUAGCAAGGCCACGCCCCCGGAGCCAUUGAACAAAUUACAGCUGAGGCCCAUUCGAGUGCCUCCUCCAGUCUUCUUCGCUUCCAUUGAACCAAACAGUUUGAGAGAAGAGAAGGACAUGCACGAAAAGCUUGGUAUACUCCUGCGAGAGGAUCCCAGCCUACAAGUUUCCCUGGAUGAAGAUACUGGCCAGACCCAGAUCAGCGGGAUGGGAGAGCUGCAUCUCGAAAUUGCUCAGGAUCGGCUCGUCAAUGAUCUGAAAGCUAAAGCACGAAUGGGCCGGAUAGCCAUCGGAUAUCGCGAAAGCCUACCCCAAGCAUCAAAUCCAAUGACGAAGAUGCUUGAUGGAGAUCGCCCGGCCACAAAAGGGAAAGGAGGUUGCACAGUAGUUGCGGAGCCUCUGCAAGACGAUAUCGAUAUCUCUGCCAGUGAGGUUGGUGAUGUUUUCCGCUACGAACAAGAUGGCAAUCUGGUCAUUGUGGAAGCACCCACUUUGGACAAGCGAGGACGACCACUGGACGCCGACCAAGUGUCCUUGCCCGCACAUCUAACAUUAACAGAAAUCCAAUCGGCCUACCUCAACGGUGCCCUGGCCGCCCUGAGCCGUGGCCCAUCAUAUUCAUAUCCGAUGCGAGACACCAAAGUCACCUUGACGCUGCGACCAGAAGAACACAUCUUUGGCUCCGAGACAACGUAUGCAUCACUCACUGCAGCGGCACGACUCGCUACGAUCGCAGCAUUCAAAGAUGCGACAAAGGAUACCCCAUGCUCUCUGAUGGAGCCCGUGAUGAAUGUCGACAUCAACGUGGACGAAGCGAGUUUAGGCAGCGUCAUUCAAGACAUCUCCUCGAGCCGCGGCGGCCAUAUUGUGUCUUUGGGCGACCAUGGAGAAGAGCAAGCCGAUGUCGAGAACGGUGCCAAAAGAAUCGAUGUCCGAAAGAUCUAUGCACCCAAGGAUCCAUUCGAAUCUACAGUAUCACUGUCGGGAGAAGAACAUCAGCAAUUGAACUUCCAGAGGACCGUUAAGGCCAAGGUCCCGUUGAAAGAGAUGGUGGGCUAUCUUAAACAUCUACGGAGCAUGACGGGAGGGAGAGGCACUUUUGUGAUGAGUGUAGAUCGAUUCGAGAAGGUCACGGGCCAGCGAGAAAAAGCCCUCGUUGCAGAAUUGCGCGGCGAUCUGAUUUGA
Molecule: messenger RNA, 2469 nt
Organism: Rhinocladiella mackenziei CBS 650.93
Lineage: Eukaryota; Fungi; Ascomycota; Eurotiomycetes; Chaetothyriales; Herpotrichiellaceae
Exons: 1
Coding region: 1-2469 (822 amino acids)
Biological process (GO): ribosome disassembly; mitochondrial translation
Cellular component (GO): mitochondrion
Molecular function (GO): GTPase activity; GTP binding
Source: RefSeq, a predicted model, not a curated record